Messenger RNA from Candidozyma haemuli, 3465 nucleotides. RefSeq names its product DNA-dependent ATPase. The transcript is spliced from 2 exons. The record is from RefSeq and is a predicted model, not a curated record. NCBI's taxonomy places the organism in Eukaryota, Fungi, Ascomycota, Pichiomycetes, Serinales, Metschnikowiaceae. Gene Ontology annotation, cellular component: nucleus. The coding region runs from base 1 to 3465 and encodes 1154 amino acids. Gene Ontology annotation, biological process: transcription-coupled nucleotide-excision repair. Gene Ontology annotation, molecular function: ATP binding; ATP-dependent chromatin remodeler activity.
AUGGGUAUUCUCAACUUAAGAUUCCUUUACGUUCCUAGAUACGCCUCUUGGGCUCAUCAUCCGGGGUCUCUGGACUACCACAAGGCAAGGGACAUGGAUAGCUUGGACGAGAAUUUGGACGUGAAACUCGUUGAUCAAGAUGAUUUGGAAACGUCCAUUACCAAGAAGGCAAACCAGGCCUUGAUCAAUAAAGAAACAGAGCUAGACGAGAAGCGAUUGCAAAAAGCAACCUCAGACUUGGACAAGACGGUCAAGAGAAUAAAUCUUCUUCAGAAACGUUUGGAUAAUCCACGUACCAAGCUUUCACAAAGGAAACUGUUGAAAGAUGAAAUUCAAUGGCUCAAUGAAAAUGAGCUUGUUCCAAGACAGCAAGAUGUGGAUGAUAUAAAGGGAAGGCUUCGAGACAAUCGAGAACUGCUUCAGGAUGAGCCUUUGGCAGGGUCAAAUGAAAGAUUGGCAGGAGAAUCUGAGCGUGAUUUCCUUAUACGAACGGGUAAGAUCACUGCGUUUGGAAAUACCACGGCAUUUGCAGCCGAAGAACAAGACUCUAGAUCCCAUCAGCACUUACGAGCUCCAGGAUUCAGUGAUGCUGAGCAAGCUGUAAGUGCAACAGAAGUGCCAAAGAGAAGUCUUAGUAUAAAAAGCGAAGAUGAAGACGAGAUUCCCGUGAAGAAACGGACAAGAAAGGCGCUUGAUCUGGAGUCUGAGUACGAGGAUAAUGGUGAAUCAGAUGAUAACGCAGGCGACGACUUUGCAGACCUUAAUGAAGAUAUUGUGGAAGAACUUAUAGAUGCUGAUACAGAUGCGGGAGCCGUCGAGAUGUCUCUUAGUCUGCGAAAUGUGGACGAUGGUGAUGAGUUGGUGUAUCAACUGCGUCUUCAAGAAUGGACUCAACGAAGAUCUCAACUACGGAAGGAGAAGUCUUCGAAUGAAGUUGAUUCAGACCUUCCCGAAUGGCGCUUACCGCAUCCUACUAUCCCUGAUGCUGUACUUAACGACAAUUUCAAGCUUCCAGGUGAUAUCUAUCCUUCGUUGUUUGACUACCAGAAGACAUGCGUCCAAUGGCUUUGGGAAUUAUACUCUCAGAAGACUGGUGGAAUCAUUGGAGAUGAGAUGGGUCUAGGUAAGACAAUCCAGGUGAUUGCAUUCUUGGCUGGACUUCAAUACUCUGGUCGUCUUGAUAAACCUAUAUUGCUUGUUGUCCCUGCUACUGUCAUGAACCAGUGGGUGAAUGAGUUUCAUCGCUGGUGGCCACCAUUUCGCUGCGUUAUUCUCCAUAGUAUUGGGUCUGGAAUGAGCAAGAGCUCAAUCAAAACGGAACAGCAGUUGGAAGCUCAUCUAGAAGACGCAGACGCAGAUUUUGAUGCACAGAUAAGCAUGAAGUCAGCCAAUAACCAAGCCAAUGCAAAAGCCAUUGUUGAUAGAGUGAUGGAGAAGGGCCAUGUUUUGGUUACGACAUAUGUGGGACUUCGAAUUUACUCAAAGCAUAUCCUUCCAAAGGAAUGGGGGUACGUCGUCUUGGAUGAAGGCCAUAAGAUUCGUAACCCAAAUUCUGAAAUCUCCCUUGCAUGCAAACGGGUCAAGACAUACAACAGAAUCAUUUUGUCGGGAACCCCGAUACAGAAUAACUUGACCGAACUUUGGUCAUUGUUUGACUUUGUUUUCCCUGGACGUCUAGGGACAUUACCUGUCUUUGAGCAGCAGUUUGCCAUUCCGAUUAACAUGGGUGGCUAUGCAAAUGCUUCGAAUGUCCAGGUUCAGACAGGUUACAAAUGUGCUGUGAUCCUUCGUGAUCUCAUUUCGCCGUAUCUUCUUAGGCGAUUAAAGGUCGAUGUCGCCCAAGACCUUCCAAAGAAGAAUGAGAUGGUUCUAUUUGUGAAACUCACGCAAUACCAACAGAAUCUUUAUGAGAAAUUCUUAGGUAGUGAAGACGUUAAUGCCAUUCUCAAAGGCAAGAGAAACGUUCUCAUGGGUGUCGAUAUGUUGAGAAAGAUUUGCAACCAUCCUGAUCUCAUAGAUAGAGAGAUGUUGCUUCGAAAGAAGGGUCAUAACUACGGAAACCCCACGAAGUCAGGAAAGAUGCAAGUGUUAAAGAAUCUCCUACAACUUUGGCAAAAGGAGGGCCAUCGCACUCUCGUCUUCUGUCAAACAAAGCAAAUGCUUGAUAUUUUGGAGAAAUUCGUGGCAAACAUGCGAAGAGUUGACGUUCAGAAUGAUCAAAUUGUGGAAGAGGAUUACUUUCAUUACCUUCGUAUGGACGGAUCGACUCCAAUAGGCAAAAGACAAACCCUUGUUGAUUCAUUCAACAAUAACAAAUACUUUGACUGCUUUUUGCUUACAACUAAAGUUGGUGGAUUGGGUGUCAAUCUCACCGGUGCUGAUCGAGUGAUCAUUUACGAUCCUGACUGGAACCCUUCCACCGAUAUCCAAGCCCGAGAAAGAGCAUGGCGUUUAGGUCAGACGAAGGAUAUCACGAUCUAUAGGUUGAUGACGGCAGGAACAAUCGAAGAAAAGAUCUACCACAGACAAAUCUUUAAAACGUUCUUGACGAAUAAGAUUCUUAAAGACCCUAAGCAAAGAAGGUUCUUCAAGAUGAAUGAUCUUCACGACUUGUUUAGUCUAGGCGACCCACAAGAAAAGGGAACUGAAACCGGUGACAUGUUCAGUGGAAGUGAAAAGACUUUCAGAGGUAACAAAACUAGAAAAUCUACGCAGUUGAAUAAGCUGGAACACAAGAACGAUGACGAUCUAUACCAAGUUGCCAGUAUAAUGGGUGUCUCUAAGUUGGACAACUAUGUUGGUGAUGAAGAAAAAGAAGACGACAAAUCUAAGGAUGAAAGUCGUUUAAUGGAGGGUAUUUUUGCCAAUGCUGAGGUGGUUCAUAGUACCUUGCAGCAUGACGAAAUCAUAAACUCUAAUCAGCAAGAGGUUAGCAUUGUUGAAAAAGAGGCUGCAAGGGUUGCGAAAGACGCUGCUGAAGCACUUAAAAGAUCUAGAAUUCUGGCUAGAUCAAAUACAGUGGGUACCCCAACGUGGACAGGAAAGUUUGGUGUUGCCGGCAGGUUCGGGCCAAAGAGUAAAAACGGAGACGGCAGUAGCCGUGGCGGAACAAAGUCACCCUCUCAGUCGCCGGCUCCUGGUGCCUCCAGUGCAAUCUCUUCAACAUCUAUUUUGAAUCAAUUGAGGCAAAAGAAGGCUAAUAAUGAAGGCGCUGUCAAAUCAACAGGAAAACGCAAGAAGCUUACAGAGGACGAUAAGCAGAAAUUACUUGAGCAUUUGAUACAGUUUUUGCAGAAACAGCCCGAGGGAUUCAGCAAAUCUGACACUAUACUCAAAGCGCUCCCUAAAACAGUGAACCUCAAAGAUGAGAAAGAGAUGAUCUCGGUUAGAUCGUUACUUCGAGAGGCUGCAACCUGGGAUGCAACACAAAAGGGGUGGAGGCUCAAAGAGACGUUUCUCGAGUAG